GCAUACGACUCUCAUUCAUUCAUUCAUCGAGUGUUUCACACUUUCACUUACUACACUCUCACUCUGCAAUGGCUGCUUCAACAUGUUUUUUUCAGUCUUCAUCUCCACUUCCGUUUAAUUUCAAACAAAAGAAUAAUCAGAUUCAUAUUUCAAUUUUUAGAAUCAGAUGCUACAACACCUCUCAGAAGCAUUCCUCUGUCGUCACACUUACUACCGACCCACCACCUGUCUAUUCUUCCGUCAAGGCCUUUGCUCCUGCCACCGUCGCCAAUCUAGGUCCUGGCUUCGAUUUCCUUGGCUGCGCUGUCGAUGGCAUCGGCGACACUGUCUCACUCAAAGUAGACCCAGAUGUUCACCCCGGUGAGAUAUCCAUCUCACAUAUUUCUGGUCAAACACCUAACAUCCACAAACUCAGUAAAAACCCUCUUUGGAACUGCGCUGGUAUUGCCGCUAUCGAAGCCAUGAAAAUGCUCCGCAUUCGAUCCGUCGGUCUUUCACUUUCUCUCGAAAAGGGUUUACCUUUGGGUAGUGGGUUAGGAUCCAGUGCUGCUAGCGCUGCUGCAGCCGCGGUUGCUGUCAAUGAGAUCUUUGGGAAAAGAUUGAGUGUGGACGACCUUGUUCUCGCCUGCUUGAAAUCAGAAGAGAAGGUUUCUGGUUACCACGCUGACAAUGUUGCCCCAUCCAUCAUGGGUGGUUUUGUUUUGAUUCGCAAUUACCAACCCUUGGAGUUGAUGCCGUUGAAGUUCCCAUCUGAGAAAGAUCUAUAUUUUGUAUUAGUUACACCAGAAUUUGAAGCCCCCACUAAAAAAAUGAGAGCAGCACUUCCAUUAGAGAUAGGGAUGCCGCACCAUGUGUGGAAUUCUAGCCAGGCAGCUGCUCUUGUGGCCUCCGUGUUACAGGGGGAUUUGUUCAUGUUAGGUAAAGCCCUGUCCUCUGAUAAGAUUGUUGAACCUAAGCGUGCACCAUUGAUUCCUGGGAUGGAUGCUGUCAAGAAGGCUGCCAUUCAAGCUGGAGCUUUUGGCUGCACCAUCAGUGGUGCUGGACCUACUGCUGUCGCUGUCACUGAUAAUGAGGAAAAGGGGCACAUCAUUGCUCAACACAUGGUUCUAGCUUUUCAAAAGGAAGGAAACUUGAAUGCUUCUGCUAAUGUCAAGCAGCUUGAUCGCCUUGGUGCUAGACUUAUUAGCAGCGUUCAUUUAAAUUGAUUUCAGUGUAGCUAGCUUAGAAACUUGUAGAUUCCCAAAUUGGAUUUCUCUAUGGUGUGGCGCUGUUAGUGCUGACUUGUCACGUGUAUUUGAUCAAAGAAGCAGCAUUGUGGUGUGGAGCUCUGAAUAAAAAGAGAAAUACUCAAACCAAGCCGGGACCUGCUUUUCGAAACACAAAUUUUAUAGAUUUAUAAUAAUUAUGAAAGACCUUCAUUAGGUCAAUGUUGUUGUAGACUCAGGCAUGUUUUAGGGAACAUUUUCAUUGCUUUUUGUUUUUCAUCCUUCAUCUUGCUUUGGUACUUUUAGAUAGCUCAAUAAGAAGUCUUUUAUAGUCUUUCCUUAUUUCACUGUGUUCGUCUUGCUUUUGAUUAGUAUGUAAAAUGUUCAGUCUACUUAUCAUUUCAAUGCCAAUGUUUUUCAUUUUCUAGCUCUUUCUAGGUAAAAUUUAAGAAAAUGUGAGGAGGCUCACAUCGUGUAUGAAUUUUAAUUUGAAAGUUUGCUUAUGGUUGCUUGUUAAAUUAUUA
Molecule: messenger RNA, 1729 nt
Organism: Medicago truncatula (barrel medic)
Lineage: Eukaryota; Viridiplantae; Streptophyta; Magnoliopsida; Fabales; Fabaceae
Product: homoserine kinase
Exons: 2
Coding region: 69-1205 (378 amino acids)
Biological process (GO): L-threonine metabolic process
Molecular function (GO): homoserine kinase activity; ATP binding
Source: RefSeq, a predicted model, not a curated record